This is a messenger RNA of Labeo rohita (rohu), 1527 nucleotides long. It is a transcript of the gene ebna1bp2, whose product is annotated as EBNA1 binding protein 2. The transcript has 9 exons. Gene Ontology annotation, biological process: rRNA processing; ribosomal large subunit biogenesis. Bases 138 to 1061 code for a protein of 307 amino acids. Gene Ontology annotation, cellular component: nuclear periphery; nucleolus; preribosome, large subunit precursor. Lineage: Eukaryota; Metazoa; Chordata; Actinopteri; Cypriniformes; Cyprinidae. The record is from RefSeq and is a predicted model, not a curated record.
UUCUCUGUUUCCGUCAGGAGUUUAAUGUUACGCACACACACGAGAAACAUUGCUGUCUACACGUGAAUCUGUGGGAUGUUGUGAAUUCUUCUGUUACUCUAUUUAUUUUUCUAAUUCUUGUUCAGUGUUCGUGUACAAUGGUAGAAGUAGAUGAGGAUCCCCAGUUGGGGUUAGAGUCCGAGGAAGACGACGAAGUAUUAUCAGACGGAGAGCUGCAAGAAGCUUUCGCCAAGGGUUUGCUUAAACCUGGAUUGAAUGUUCCUCUGUUUGAGCCAAAGAAGGCCAUCAACAAUGUGGAGGGUCUAAAGAAAUGUCUGGCUGACUUUAAGAAGAACCUGCCGUGGGAUGAAAGGCUGGACCUCACUAACUACCCCGCUGUUGACAUCGUUGCAAAAGCGGAGGGCAAACCACACCAACCAGAAGGCAGUGAAGAAAUCAAUGCAGAGGAUGACUUUCAGAGGGAGAUGUACUUCUACCGACAGGCCCAAGCAACCGUUUUAUCGGCGCUGCCAAAACUGCAUAAGUUUAAAAUUCCUACCAAGAGACCUGAAGAUUACUUUGCAGAGAUGGCCAAGACCGAUCAGCACAUGCAGAAGAUUAGGAAAAAGCUUAUUCUCAAGCAAGCUGCAAUGGAGAAGUCAGAAAAGGCCAAGAAGCUCAGAGAACAGAGGAAAUAUGGCAAAAAGGUUCAAACGCAGGUGAUUCAGAACAGACAGAAACAGAAGAAGGCAAUGCUAUCAGCUGUAAAGAAGUAUCAAAAAGGAAUGACAGAUAAAUUGGACUUCCUGGAAGGAGAUCAGGAUCAGAGACAGAAAGGAUCAGCAGCGAAAAAGCAAGUAAACAAAAAAAGUCUGAAUGCUAAGAGGAAAUACAAGGAGAAGAAGUUUGGCUUUGGAGGCAGGAAGAAGGGCAGCAAAUGGAACACCAAAGACAGCCAUGACGACGUCUCAGGGUUCAAGGCCAAAAUGGCUCAUGGGAAAGGUGGGAAAAAUUUCGGCAAAGGAGGCAAGAAUAAACGGCCAGGGAAGGAGGCAAGGAAGAAAAUGAAGGCACGCAAAUGAGCUGUAUCUUCCCAUUAGUACCUCUCACUCAAAUGGAUUGUGCCAUUAAAAGACUUUUUUUAUCUCUAUUUCCUAUUACGUGGGUGAAGUCAUGGCUGUUUUUUUUUUUCCCCUGACGAACACCUUUUUAAUUUCCAGAAGACUUCUCCAUACUGCCUGAAAACAAAUGUUUCAGAUUUUAUUAUUUUAUAUUUGUAUUUAGCGGACUAAUGUUAAAACCAUUCGGGGUGCUGACGCUGCAUUUAGACACGACCAUAAUUCUUUCCAUUUAAAAAAAUAUUUAAUUGAUAAGUUUUCCAUAGAUGUGCAUCUGUAUCUUAAAUGUUUUUUGUAUGUAAAGAGACAGCCUGUAAAGCUAAUUUUCCCCUACAUGUCUGGGUCCAGCAAGUGCACAGUGCAUCAGCAAAUCAAUUCACAGAAAUGUUUGUAUUUGCAAUGGGAAUAAACAUACUGCUUUGUCUGCUUA